Lindgomyces ingoldianus is the source of this 210-nucleotide messenger RNA. RefSeq lists its product as uncharacterized. The annotation marks the transcript as partial. Gene Ontology annotation, molecular function: protein binding. The transcript has a single exon. The record is from RefSeq and is a predicted model, not a curated record. Lineage: Eukaryota; Fungi; Ascomycota; Dothideomycetes; Pleosporales; Lindgomycetaceae.
GUUAAUCUGCUGCUUGCGAAGGAUGACGUCGACCCAGACCGCAAGGAUACUGGACACGGACGGACGCCGCUGUCGUGGGCAGCAGAGAAAGGGAACGAAACAGUCGUCAAGCUGCUGCUUGCAAAGGACGGCGUCGACCCGGAAUGCAAGGAUAUAUGUGAACAAACGCCGCUAUCCCUAGCAGCAGAGAAGGGUCACGAAGCGGUGGUC